Molecule: messenger RNA, 1242 nt
Organism: Stereum hirsutum FP-91666 SS1
Lineage: Eukaryota; Fungi; Basidiomycota; Agaricomycetes; Russulales; Stereaceae
Exons: 4
Coding region: 1-1221 (406 amino acids)
Source: RefSeq, a predicted model, not a curated record
AUGCCCGUCUCAUUUGCACCAGCCACGCACCAAGCAAACCCAGUCCGUCUCACGGGAGGAGAACUCUCUCCGAACGAAAUCCUGAAGCAAGCAUGUCCAUCGCAAUGGGAAAAGGUCGAUGAGAUGUUGCAGUCCUCGUUUGGGGGUGCGGAAUCUACAUCGAGCAACGUAUCCCCAAAGAAGAAUGGUUUCGUCGAUACAGUGGUCCUGGCUUACAACCAACAUUACGCCCUCGUCAUUCGUCCUGAUGAUGUUUGGCUUGCGAUCCUAUCCCAAUUCAAUGCCUUCGUUAACGCAAAUGCCGAACAACUUCGUUCCGUAUUCGUCGCACACGAAGGCCAACGUGAACUUACCGUCGUAGCUCAAGGGAAUCGGUAUAGCGUCGACUUCGGCUCGCUUUCGCGUCAGAUGGUCGACUUGAUGUCCGACGCGGUCGUCGACAAGAGUCUGACCGACUGGAUCAUUCCCUCCUUCACUACCACCACUCUCAAUGACAAGACUGUAAGCUGCAUGUUGAUGAUGGCGACCAUGAAGGCGUACUUCUCGUACGGGAUGAUGCUUAUGUGCGGUAUCCCUCGAGUGACGCUCGAAGGGACGAAGGAGGACUGGGAGGAAUUGAGGAGUAAAAUCGAGAAACUGAAGACUUACGGUGUGGAAUGCGUGGCCUGGUAUCACCUGCUUGGUCCAGUCUUGGACCGCUUCGUGUGUGCAUUCGACGAGCCAGACGGCGCUGCGAACAUCGAUUUUUGGCAGCGGGUGGCACAUUAUGAGGGUGGCGGGAGUGGGCCGACUUACUUGACUGGCUGGAUCACCGCGUUUUGUGCAUUUAGUGACGAGGGGAAGUGGCUUGGAAGUCCUUUACACAAGGAGGUUUCCGAGGUUCCUCGUCCGGAAACCCUUUCUGCUGAAGAGUUCUGGUCGGCGUUCAAGGUCGCAAAUCGUGCGCCACGUUUCGGGGAACCGCUUGAGACAUUGACGUUGGACGGUACGACCUAUCACAGUAUAGACACCGAUGACAUACCAGUCAGCUACGCCGAAGUGGACGUCAAAUUGGACGACAACGGGGUAGAGCUCAAGAGUAUGAUUGUCGCGGGCCUGGUUGGAAGUGAAGUCCAAUCGAGCGGAGACGCAGAGCUGAGCACGGCGGGAGUGAGAGAUAUUGUGAAACCGCUCGCGGGUUGGUGGAUGUUUACGAAACGAGGUGAUGUGGAGAAGCCGUGAGGGACUUGGGUAUGAUACCGA